Cooperia oncophora is the source of this 492-nucleotide messenger RNA. The record is from the annotation of a GenBank genome assembly. NCBI's taxonomy places the organism in Eukaryota, Metazoa, Nematoda, Chromadorea, Rhabditida, Trichostrongylidae.
AUGAAAAAUGCCGCGCUUCGUUCCGCGUUGCAGCAAUGUGGAAUAUCUGCGGUUGAAUCUAUCGGUGACGGUUAUCUCUGCGUCUCUGGUCUACCAGUUCGCAAUGGUCAUCUACAAAUCAAGCAAAUUGUGGAUAUGUCCCUUGCUUUUAUGGACUACGUGAGACAAUUUGAAAUUUCGCCCUCUUCCAAGGGAGAGGGUGGAACUGCGCAUAGGUGCGGUUGCGUAGCAGGUGUGGUAGGGCUCAGUAUGCCUCGUUAUUGUCUCUUCGGUGACACCGUGAACACUGCCUCAAGAAUGGAGAGCAAUGGAAAAGCUAGUCAUAUCCAUCUUUCACUCACUCUCCUCAUGGAGACACUUCCUUCAGACUACAAAACCGAGCGUAGAGGCGAAGUGAUUAUAAAGGUGAGGCUGUUAGCAAAUCUCACUAAUAGGGAGGGCGGCCUAAUCAAAUUCCGCAACCAAUUAGCUAGCUCUGUGUCGAAAGCCUGA